CUACCUUCUUUAUACGUUAAAAAUCACUUCUUUUCGAUUAAAGAAUCUGUCAUUUGAUACCAAAAAUUCAUAGAAAAGGUUAAUAAUCAGAAAUGUGUGGAGGAGCUAUAAUAUCGGAUUUGUUGUCGCCGAGCCGACCAUCGCGCAAGCUGACGGCUGACUUGUUAUGGGGAAGUGGAGCUGCCGCUGAUCUGGCCAAAGGGAAGAGGAAGAUUCCAGGAAACUACCACUCAAAACCGCUGAGAUCUAAGCCGAUUGUUGAUAUUGGCGAUGAUUUCGAGGCUGACUUUCAGGACUUUAAGGAUUUCUCCGAUGAUGAAGUGGAGAUCGAUGUCAAACCCUUCGCCUUCUCUGCUUCCAAUAACUCCGGCUUUCGAGGUACAAAAUCUGUAAAAUCUGCUGAUUCUGAUGAGGAUACUGAAAAGUCGUCGAAGAGAAAGAGGAAGAAUCAGUACAGGGGGAUCCGACAACGCCCAUGGGGUAAAUGGGCUGCUGAGAUCCGAGACCCUAGAAAAGGUGUCCGAGUUUGGCUUGGAACUUUUAACACUGCUGAGGAAGCUGCAAGAGCCUAUGAUACUGAGGCUCGGAGGAUCAGGGGCAACAAAGCAAAGGUAAAUUUUCCUGAAGAUGAUCCAGCUUCUGCCUCAAAACGUUCAGGUAAGGUGAACCUUCGUGAAGGACUUCCUAAGGGAAGCUCAGUCCAUGUUCAGCCCAGCAUGAACCAGAAUGUGACUUUCAUGAACAUGCUGGACAAUGGCAACUACAAUUCAUUCAGCUUCCCUGAAGAGACACUGCCAACAAAUCAGUAUGGCAAUGCUGAUUUUUACCCUUCCGAGGGUGCCAUGAAAGUACAAACACUUGCCCCUUCUGAUGGCAUUAAUAUUUACUUCGGCUCUGAUCAAGAGAGCAACUCUUAUGACUGCUCAGACUUCGGUUUGGGAGAAAAUUUUGCUAAAAAUCCAGAAAUUUCAUCUGUUCUCUCGGCUGUUGUUGAGGACAAUCAAGCUCAAUUUUUGGAGGAUGCUAGCCCUGCAAAGAAACUGAAGUCAGAUUCUGGAGAUUUGUUGUCUGCUGUUGAAAACACUGAAGUCUCAUCAUUUGAGUCCCAAAUGAAGCCCUUUCAGAUGCCAUAUCUGGAUAGCAAUUGGGAUGCUUCACUUGAUGCAUUCCUCAAUGGAGAUGCAACUCAAGAUGGUGGGAACGAAAUGGAUCUUUGGUCAUUUGAUGAUGUUCCAGCCAUGUUGAGUGGGAUUUACUGAGACCUGUGCUUUGCCCCUCUUGCUACUGUAUAUGAGGCCGCAUGUUAGUUAAUUUUGUCAUUUUCGCAGCUCUUAAUAUCUUUAUAUAAAAUCCAGUUUGCACUUGAAGCGUAACCGGUUACUGGUUCUUCUUAGGUGUGUUUGUUGAUGAUCGAGGUGGAUGGAUCUUCAAGCAUGCUUUGGCUAUAAUGGUGCUGUAAAAGACUGGUUAAAUAAGUAGUAAAUAGGCUAUUAGAUUUAAAUUAUCUUUCGAGACUGCUAAUUUUCGAAGAUUUUAUAUUUUCUGUAUGGAUGUUCUGUGAUAAAACUGAAGCUUAUGUUAUUCAGUUUGUUGUUUGCUUCA
Molecule: messenger RNA, 1602 nt
Organism: Olea europaea var. sylvestris
Lineage: Eukaryota; Viridiplantae; Streptophyta; Magnoliopsida; Lamiales; Oleaceae
Product: ethylene-responsive transcription factor RAP2-12-like
Exons: 2
Coding region: 93-1259 (388 amino acids)
Biological process (GO): ethylene-activated signaling pathway; regulation of DNA-templated transcription
Molecular function (GO): DNA-binding transcription factor activity; DNA binding
Source: RefSeq, a predicted model, not a curated record